This is a messenger RNA of Caenorhabditis remanei, 630 nucleotides long. RefSeq lists its product as uncharacterized. The record is from RefSeq and is a predicted model, not a curated record. Lineage: Eukaryota; Metazoa; Nematoda; Chromadorea; Rhabditida; Rhabditidae. The coding region runs from base 1 to 630 and encodes 209 amino acids. The transcript has 4 exons.
AUGAAAACUGCAAUAAUUUUCCUGGCUCUCAUCGCUGGCAUCUCUGCCCAAUUCAGUGCAACUGCUCAACAACAAAUCGUUGAUGCACACAACAAACUGAGAUCUUCUAUUGCAAAAGGAACUUAUGUGGCGAAAGGAACCAAGGAACCGGCAGGAGCUGAUAUUUUGAAAAUGAAAUGGGAUUCCUCGAUCGGAACUUCCGCCCAGAACUACGCAAACACCUGUCCAACUGGCCAUUCUGGAGCCGCUGGACUCGGAGAGAAUAUCUUCUGGAGCUGGACCAGCGGACAGUUUGGAGCCCUCGACCCAUAUGGAGUAACUGCAUCCAACUCCUGGGAGAAGGAGUUCCAAGACUAUGGAUGGACUUCCAACACUCUUGACGUGACCACUUUCAACACAGGAAUUGGACAUGCUACCCAGAUGGCAUGGUCGCAGACCGGAGCCCUCGGAUGUGGAAUCAAGAUGUGCGGACCAGACCCAUCGGUCAAGAACUAUAACCGACUUGUCGUAGUCUGCCAGUACAAGAAUCAAGGAAACGUGCUGAAUAGGCCAAUCUACAAAAAAGGAGCCACUUGCUCUGCCUGCCCAUCACCAACCAAGUGCGAGACCAGCUCCGGACUUUGUGUCUAA